AUGGACUUCAAGAUGUCCUUGCCACGUGGAUCGAAACAUUUAACCUCUGAAGAUCCUGUAAAGUCUGCAACCGUCUCAGUCCAGCCUGCUGUGCAGAAACCCAACGGUCUUUCGCUGAAUUCCUCCAGAGGCCCGGUUCAGCCCGCCUCUGCUCUGUUCCAGCAGCUCGUCCAGAUCCCUUUGAGUGUCUCUCCUGACUCUGUUGAUGACAUGUACCAUGGCUGCUCUGACAGGAUGCUCAUCAAGGUGAAGCGUCACUACUUACCAAGGAGCACCAGGGAAGGUCUGCACACCACAUUCACCGAGCUUUGUGCUCUCAGAGCCAUGCACAACAAGGAUUUCUACGACCAGCUGUCCUUGGAUCACUUCAGGGCCCUGUGUGCCUACACAGCAGGGUCCUACGCCGACCUGAACCGAGCCGUUCGCGGAGGGAAGGACUCCUACAGGACUUCUUUUGAAUUUCAUGCUCUGCACUUCCUGCUCUCUGAUGCCAUCAGGCUGCUGAAAGUCAACCAAAGGAGCUGCUACACGAGCUUCAGAAGAAGCAAACUGUUGUUCACCGGGAAACCUGGUCAGAACAUGCGCUUUGGCUCCUUUGCUUCCAGUUCUCUGAACAGGGAGCUGAGGCAUUUUGGAGAGAAGACGUGCUUUGAAAUACACACGUGUUACGGGGCUUACCUGAAGUCCUACUCAGAGCUGGACUCUGAUGAGGAGGAAGUGCUGAUUCCUCCGUAUGAGAUGUUUAACAUCGUCUCUGCUGACACGUCAGGAGUGAACCACUGUGAUGUUUUGUACAAGCUGGAAACAGCUGGGAUUUACAGCCAUCUCAACUGUCAGGUCGUACAAACACACAGGCACAUGGACAAUAUCAAUACUAUGUUUGUGUAA
Molecule: messenger RNA, 888 nt
Organism: Austrofundulus limnaeus
Lineage: Eukaryota; Metazoa; Chordata; Actinopteri; Cyprinodontiformes; Rivulidae
Product: ecto-ADP-ribosyltransferase 5-like
Exons: 1
Coding region: 1-888 (295 amino acids)
Molecular function (GO): NAD+ poly-ADP-ribosyltransferase activity; NAD+-protein-arginine ADP-ribosyltransferase activity
Source: RefSeq, a predicted model, not a curated record